Exaiptasia diaphana is the source of this 5647-nucleotide messenger RNA. RefSeq names its product kinesin-like protein KIF16B. Gene Ontology annotation, biological process: microtubule-based movement. The transcript has 18 exons. Lineage: Eukaryota; Metazoa; Cnidaria; Anthozoa; Actiniaria; Aiptasiidae. The record is from RefSeq and is a predicted model, not a curated record. Gene Ontology annotation, molecular function: microtubule binding; microtubule motor activity; ATP binding. Bases 221 to 4216 code for a protein of 1331 amino acids.
CUGCCCGCAACCAGUUUUCGAAAUGUAAAAUUCCCGGCAUAGAUGUAACGGCAUAUCACUGCGAUUUGGGUCAAGUUUCAACUAUUUAUCACUCCUUACAUACUCCAUACGUGAUAGCAUACUUCAGAGGAAGUCAGAGCCCAAAGAAGUUGAAAUAUUCAUAAGACGAGGUCAAUGUUUUGGCGCGUUGUUUAGACUUUGGAUCGAAAAGUUUGAAAGUAUGCCUCCAGAAAAUGUCAAGGUUGCGGUACUAGUUCGACCGUUUACUGACAGAGAAAAGAAUGAAGAUUGUUCUUGUAUUGUUGAGGCACAGAAUGGCGAGAUCAAAGUACAGAACACAGAGUUAGACAAAGCUAAAGAUUUCAAGUUUGACUUCUCGUACUGGUGCGUCGGGGAAGGCAAUUCUAACUUCGUAUCACGAAACCAGGCAGUAGAGGACCUUGGAGGCCAAGUAUUAUCAUCAUGCUUUAUCGGAUAUAAUGUUUGUAUGUUUUCCUAUGGAGCCAGUGAKAGUGGGAAAUCAUGUGCCAUGUUUGGUACUGACAGUGGCCCUGGUCUUAUACCAUGGGUUUGUAAUGGAUUGUUUGAGAGAGCAUCUAAAUGUGAUGAUGACACAUCCUUUAGAGCUGAAAUAAGCUUUCUUGAAAUACAUAAAGAGUUUGUCAAAGAUCUUCUAGGUAAAAGGAGAAAUUGGCAAGAUUCAUUACGAGUUCGUGAACACAGGGAAUUGGGUGUGUAUAUUGACAAGCUAACUAAGCACAUUGUAACUGAUGCUGCUGAGGUAGAAAGUCUCAUCUCAAAAGGAUUGAAAAACAGGUCUGUUUGUUCUCGGUCUUCUAAUAACUUCUACAGUAGCUCACARACUAUUUUUACAAUUCGGUUUACUCAGGCUCGUUUGGAGGAAGGAAUGCCMAGUGAAGUUCUCAGUACUAUACAACUUGUCGACCUCGCUGGAAGCAGAAGUCCACACGAAGAGUGCGCAACAAACGGGCACAGCAAUACACAACCAGGCGACUACGAUCAAUCUCUACUCACACUAGACCAAGUUAUCUCAACGCUCUCCAGCAAAGCAACUCGAAAAAGCGCCGAUGAGCCUCCCUACAGGAACUCGGCACUAACUUGGAUUCUUAAAGACUGCUUUGGCGGAAAUUGUAAGACAAUCAUGUUGGCUGCMAUCUCUCCUGCAAAUAUUUGUCACAACGAAACGCUGAGUACUUUGCGUUACGCGAACCAAGUACGCAAAGUCYUUAAUCAUCCUGAAAUUAAUGAGGAUGGACAUGUCAAACUCAUCAAAGAACUCAAAGUGGAGAUACAAUCRUUACGAAGCAUGUUAGAGGAGGGAAAAAGCAAAAAUAACUUAGAAAAACAAAAGGCAGAAAGACAGCUUCAUGAAAACGAAGAACUGAUGAAGAGGCUUACGGGAAUUUGGGAAGACAAAUGGAGUAAAACACAGAAGUUAAUUGAGGAACGAGCUCUAGAAGUCACAGAGCUUGGCUCAGCGUUAAAGUUUGAGACCGAGGAACCUCAUCUUGUCAGCUUAGGAGGCGGUCGGCUUAGUAUCGGAGUAACGAUAUGUCCUAUUAAACGAGGUAAAACAGUUGUUGGAGUUUCAACUGAAGAUUCAAAGCCAGACAUUGAACUAAGAGGCAAGGGAAUAGAAAGUGAACAUUGUGUGGUGGAAUAUAAUGGCGACGCCGUGGUUUUACAUCCAAAAGCACAGCUAUGUACCGUGGAUGGUAUUCCCAUUACAGAACCAACUAAACUCCCUCAAGGUUGUAUGCUGUGUCUCGGYAAGUCCAACUAUUUCCGGUUUAAUCAUCCCAAAGAAGCUAAAAGAAUACGAGAAGCGAACCCAGGAAAUAGAUUCUCAAUCGUUCCUGACGGCUACUUUCCAGAUGUGGAACUAGCAAUAGAACAGUACAAAAGAGACAAACAAGAAAAAGAAAGACUCAAAAAAGAGAACGCACGUCUUCUUGCACUUGAACAAGAAUACAAGGGCGCGGUAGAGCGUAUUGAGAACGAAAAAGCUCAGCUUGAAGACGAACGACACCAACUACUUGAACUUGAACGGUUACAAAGAGAUGCAGCGGCCCAUUUCGAGAACGAAAUUGCAUCCCAAAUCAAGGAACUUGAAAAACAAAAGGAAGAACUUCGCGUAUUUGAAGAAGAACGAGCAAGACUAGAAAUGUCGGCUGAAAAGUACGAGGAAGAAACACGUAGACAACAGAAAGAAAGAACUGUUAAAGAAGAGAAUAGAAAACGAGCUUAUGAGAGAUUAGAACAAAAGAAAGCCCGCCUUGAAUCAAUACAAGAAGAAGACAGCGAAAGAGUUGCUGCUGAGCUUGAGUUAGAGGAGGAAAGACAAAGAUUAGCGUUGUUGGAGCUAGAUUACCUUGUUGAGGAAGUCAGUGAAACUGAAAAAGAACAUCAAAAUAUGGUUCUUCUCGAUGAAGAGCGAGAAAAGCUCGACGAGAUGAAAGAACGUCAAAAUGAAGUUGUUCGUCAACUUGAGGAAGAACUUAACGCGCAAAUUACCAUGCUGAAAGAAGAACGACGGAGGGAAAACGAAAAGAUAGAAAAGGAAAAAGAAAGAAUAAGAAUGCUGGAAGAACAGCAAGAAAAGGCCUUGGAAUUGAUCAAUGUCGAACGAAUGAGAUUAGAAGAAGAAAAACAAGAAGAAAAGAAAAGAAUUGAAACAGAAAGAGAGAAAAUAUAUCAAAUGGAAAAUGAAAGGRUACAGGCUUUAGAAAAGAUCGCUAAAGAUCAGGAGAAUGAAAGGAACAUGAUCAUGGAGGAAAAAGAAAGACUUAUGGAAUUAGAAAAAAAGCAUGAACACUCCAUGAAGGAACUAGAAGAUUCUAUGAUUUCAAAACAGGAGAAAAUUGAGCGCGAGAGACAAAUCGAAUUCGAGUUCUUCGAAACAGAACAGUUGUUGCUGGAAGAGUUGGAGCAAAAGCAACGUGAAGCUGCCGAGCAGCUUGAACGCGAGCGCAAAGCAAUGCAAGAGUCUUUAGAAAAGGAACGCGAGGCCGAGCGAGAGAAGAUUGAAUUGGAACGGAAAAGACUAGAGGAAAUUCAGCACCAGCAACAAGAGGCUCUUAAAUUGGCGGAAGAAGAAAGAGCAAAGUUAAGAAAGCAGUUAAAAAGCGAACGUGAACUCAUGCACAAGGAAAAAAGUCGACUUAUAAAACUCCAACACGAGUGUAAACAAAUACGUAACAACGGGACGGAUAAUGGAGGUGCUGACUUAAUACUUGCUCUUACAAAUCGUAAUUUGUCAAAAAUUGGAAAAGACCGCUCUCCUGAGGAAAGAAAGAGACUCCUUCAAGAAGAGAAGCGACGGCUUUUAGAGCUCAAGAAGGAAGCCGAGGCUGUUCUCYUAAGCAAGGCAAAGAAGCAAAAUGGCGAARGUUCAAGUAUGUCGUCGUCGUCUUCAGGAGAAGAUUUCGAGAGCGCUUCUGUUCAGAGUAAUGAUAGUUCRCUCAAGAGCAGCGAUAGUCAACCUCUUGUGGAGGAAUUAGAACGAGAACGACAAAAAAGAAGGCAGCUUGAYUCUUUACUAGAAGAAGAGCGAAGUACUAGUAGUGUUAACGGGGAAAUCCCUGUUGAUGAUAAGGUCAAAGAACUGGAAAAGGCGCUUGAUGUUGAACGUAAGAAACGACAGGAAAUGGAGAAAGCACUUCAUGAAAGACAAAAACAAGACGAGCUGGACAGACUUGCUGCUGAGGAAAAAUCUCGCAAAGAGAUGCUGACUGAGAAAGCCAUACAAGAUCGCCUUCCACCACAGGUGAAAUCUCCUGUCAAAGAUACCUUGAAUCUUGCUCAACACAUCGUAUCAGUCGGUCAUAUUCUAGAGAACUGUCCYUCGGUGAAGGUCACUACUGCAACUUGCAAGGGAUAUCUUUCCAAAAUGGGCGGCAAAGUACGAAAAACGUGGAAAAAYCGUUGGUUUGUCUUCGACCGGCAGCGAAAAGCAUUGAUGUAUUUUCACGACGAGCACAAAAGGGAACCCAAGGGGAUUAUAUAUUUCCAAGCAAUUCAGGAUGUUUAUGCAGCAAGUUGGUGUUCCAACAAAGGACCUUCUCCACGGACUACAUUUAUAAUUAAAACACCACAAAAAUCGUAUUAUGUCGCUGCACCCAGCGGACUUGCAAUGAGUAUUUGGAUUGAUGUAAUACUUACUGGUCGRGAGGGAGGUUUUUAUCACUUUCAGUGAACUUUGACUUCAGAACAAGAUGGCGGCGGUGACAUUUACCACAAUACUCUGAUAUUUACCCACAAUCCUUUACUCUGAUAAUACCCAUAAUUCUUUGCUAUAAUAUUUAGACUGACAAAGACCUUUUACAGGCUAUUCAUAUAUCAGACAGCUCGUAAAAUUUAACCUGUUAAAGGCGGCCAUCUUUUUCUGGACUUAUAAACCUAUUAUAGAUUGUAUUAUUUAUAUAUUUUAAUAAUAUAUUUCACUCGACUUUGUAUUUUGUACAGUACCAUUAUUCUUCAAUGUCCUCCAAUGGAAAAUUCAUUAUUUACGUAUUUUUUUCAUUUGACUCAAAAAUAAUAUAUUAUAUAUAUAUAUAUACUCAUCAUUUGUCACGAUUACGCGAUAUUUACGUAGGCUUGUUGCGUAGAAGAGUCCAUGUAUUAAUUCAGUGGAAAACGAUCCAAAAAUCGCAUCGAACAAGUCGUGGAAUCGUUUGUAUGAAGAAUAGAAAUAGAAUUGAAUAGAUUUCUACAAUGUACAUGAUUUGAAUUUUAUAGCAAAACCAUUAUCAAUGUCAGUUAUGAACUUUCAUUCCUUCUCUCUUUGUACGUGAACGAGAGGUUCGGUUCUAUAUAAAAAACAAUGAUAUCAUUAAAAAAACUUUAAAUUUAGACAAAAGUAUAUAAAAUCUUUGAUCCAUUAUAAAAUYUCUGUAGUGCACGAUUUACUGGUCUUGUCGAGAACYAUUACAAACGCUUCUUAAUUGAUUUGCCUCUUAUUAUCUUGUUCCUUGGACAAWUUUUAAUCUUGUACCCGCACGAUCUUGUACUUCGUGGGAGACUGRUAUCAAACGUAGAUUCUUAUCACAUAAAUCGCUUUUUGGUUAAUUCUUUAAAAGGUGAAUUAUCAAGUAUGCAUGGAUYCUGAUCGUGCUUUCGCUCAUUUUAGUGCGCAAUGGCUGCGCGGGAAUGAUUUGGUAGAUAUGUUUUGACAUCUUAAGUAUUACUAUGGCAGUUUCUGUACAAAAACUGCUGAUUUCAGUGUCUGAUGAACAUAGCGAUUUAUAGACGAGAUUUCAGUGGUAAGAUUAUCGCGAGAAUGACAGUGCCUUGCGUAGGGGGAUUGAUUAGCGACAAGUAGUAAAUUGCGGUUAUGGCUUAUGGUCAAUUGGCUUUAUUAUCUUUGAAUUUGAUUAUAGUUCCCACGCUAUAACGAAAUAUUUUGUUGUGCGGUUUCGACGUGAGCACUGGAAUUGUUGCACUACAGAUACUGUAAAGAUUUUGCARGAAGAAAAUGAUCAGAUCAUUUUGUAUGAAUAAAUAGUGUACAUUAAUGACAUUGGAACAUAAAUGUUUAUAUGUAAAUAAACAUUGCAUGGAUUUAUUGAAUCAAAGGCACAAUCCUCCACAGAAUUGCAUGAAGUCAUAAAGUGUGAUGCACAAAUGC